AUGAGUGAAGAGAAUUGGGAAUUAGUUGCUAAACAGAAGCGCCACUCUGUCCGGGCCGAGAUCCCCUCGAAAUGGAUACUGGAUAGCAUUCCAAGUGCCGAUGAAGAGCCGAAUACUUUGGAGUAUUUGGACAAGAUAGUUACGAAAAAGACGUUAUCAAUUACCAGCAAGACAAUGAGGGAGUUGAUUAAACAGAUUUCUAGUGGAGAGUUGACAUCUUUGGAAGUUACCGAGGCAUUCUGUGAACGUGCUGCUUACGCCCACCAGAUCCUCAGUUGCUGCUCCGAAAUCUUCUUUGAUAGAGCGCUUGAGACUGCAAAGAAACUGGACGCUUAUUAUAAAGAGACAGGAAAAGUCGUUGGCCCUUUACAUGGUAUUCCGGUGUCUUUGAAAGAUCAGGUCAAUUUAGAGGGAAUUGAGACGUCUAUUGGAUAUGUUAGUCAUCUUGGAAAGCCAGCUACCAAGGACGAUGAGUCGGUUAUUGCGCACUUACUCAGAGAUGCCGGUGCUGUAUUUUACGUUAAGACAACAGUUCCAAUGGCUAUGAUGGCUGGUGAUACUCAUAGCAAUAUUUGGGGGUACACUUAUAAUUCUAUUAACAGACAUUUGAGUGCUGGUGGUAGUUCGGGCGGUGAGGGUGCUUUGAUAGGCAGUCAUGGCAGUUUGAUUGGAUUGGGUACUGAUAUUGGUGGAUCGAUCCGUAUUCCAGCGGCCUUUAAUCACCUGUUCGGACUUCGACCCUCUCACGGAAGGAUUCCGUAUUUGAAUGUAACGAACUCGUACUCGGGUCAAUCGGUUAUCCCGUCUGUUAUUGGUCCUCUUGCAAAGGAUCUUGAUGACUUGGAGGUAUUUACAAAAAUUAUCGUAGACGCCGAGUCGUGGAAUCAGGAUCCCAAGGUGGUUCCAAUUCCUUGGAGACAUGUGUCACUUGAGAACAAAUUAAGUUUUGGUGUCAUGAGAUGGGAUGGUGUUAUACAUCCUAAUCCUCCGGUUAACCGAGCUAUUGAGAUGACCAUUACUGCACUAAUCAAGGCUGGUCAUGAAGUAAUUGACUGGGAACCCCAGGGACAUGCAGAGAUCUUGCAAGUCACUGGCAAUAUUUAUAACGCAGAUGGAUACAAGGAAAUCCUCGAUACUUGUGAAAUCAGUGGUGAGCCUUCUCUGGUUCAAAAAGAGGGACUUGUUGCAAGAACUCUUAAUGAGCACUGGUCUGAUGCCGACGACAAGUAUAGAAUCCAGAAGAGAUACAUGGACUACUGGAACGAAACGAGCAAGCGUACAUUCAAUGGCAAGCCGGUUUCAGCCUGGAUCCUGCCCGCUUGGGAAUCUGCUUCAUUCAAACCUUAUACGCCGGAUGCUCUCAGCACUUAUAUGGCAACGAUAAAUCUGUUAGAUUACUCUGCCGUUACUGUUCCUGUGACAUAUGUCGACAAGAAUGUGGACACACCAUAUCCAGAUUUUGUGCCUGCCAAUAAAAUUGACAAAGAUGUCCAUGAAUGGUAUGAUCCAGUCUCAUUUGACGGAGCGCCAGUGGGUGUCCAGGUGGUAACGAGGCGUUUGGAGGAGGAGAAGGCUAUUGCCAUUGCGCGGGUUUUGCGUGACUGCUUGGCAUAA
Sugiyamaella lignohabitans is the source of this 1614-nucleotide messenger RNA. It is a transcript of the gene AMD2, whose product is annotated as Amd2p. The transcript has a single exon. The record is from RefSeq and is a predicted model, not a curated record. The coding region runs from base 1 to 1614 and encodes 537 amino acids. NCBI's taxonomy places the organism in Eukaryota, Fungi, Ascomycota, Dipodascomycetes, Dipodascales, Trichomonascaceae.